Molecule: messenger RNA, 1444 nt
Organism: Magnolia sinica
Lineage: Eukaryota; Viridiplantae; Streptophyta; Magnoliopsida; Magnoliales; Magnoliaceae
Product: protein TRIGALACTOSYLDIACYLGLYCEROL 1, chloroplastic
Exons: 3
Coding region: 272-1336 (354 amino acids)
Biological process (GO): phospholipid transport
Cellular component (GO): ATP-binding cassette (ABC) transporter complex
Source: RefSeq, a predicted model, not a curated record
AUCCCCAAAACAUAAACCGGCCUCUCGCUUCACAGGGGUUUACUGUGGUGGCGAGGAGGGGCUGCACUGGUCGAUAUGCUGCGUGGAUUCUGGCGAAAGAGAGAGAUGCUGUUGCAGGGAGGAGGAGUCCGGCGAAUCUGAGAUUACCGGCGACGGGGAGCUGCGCAAGGAGUGAGAAUUCAGAGCAACCAGGUUAAACCCUUCGAAGCACCUGGGUAAGUUAGGCUUCUCAAGAAGAAGAUGAGCCGCAGUUGACCCUAAAACGAAUACAAUGGAGACUGUAUUUCUUCUUCGCCCAUACUCUACCUUCAACAGAAAACUCCCAAUCAAACCAGUAGCCCAAAGUAGCAGAAGGAAAUCCCUCCCAUCUCAUCCCCUCGCAGCAGCUUUUGCAUCCGACGGUCUACAUCUCACCUGUAAGUUCCCCACUCCCCUCAGACGGUUCCGAUCGUUCGCAUCUCCAAACACCGAUGAUGGACAUCCAACCGUCCACAUGCCAGACUCAUCCCCAAACAUCGCUGUUGAACCAGAAACCAUCCAGCCACUUUUCUCCAAAUGGACUCCCCCCAGAUACCUCUGGAGGGGCCUCUCCGUUCUCAUCCUGGCAGGCCAGGUAAUUAUUCGCACUUUGAAGGGAAAAAUCCACCAAAAGAACACUCUCCAACAGCUCCAACGCGUGGGCCCAAAAUCAACUGGUGUCUGCCUUCUAACUGCAGCCUUUGUUGGCAUGGCCUUUACGAUCCAAUUCGUUAGAGAAUUCACAAGGCUAGGGUUAAAUCAAGCUGUUGGUGGUGUUCUGGCGUUGGCAUUUUCGCGUGAGCUGAGCCCCGUCGUGACAUCAAUCAUAGUUGCUGGUCGCAUAGGCAGCGCAUUCGCUGCGGAAUUAGGUACAAUGCAGGUUUCAGAGCAGACUGACACACUGCGGGUGCUCGGCACAGACCCUGUAGAUUACCUGGUCACACCCAGGGUUAUCGCGUGCUGCAUUGCACUGCCUAUCCUGACGCUGAUGUGUUUCUGCAUUGGGAUGGCUUCGAGUGCGAUCUUGGCAGACGGGGUUUAUGGGGUGAGCAUCAACAUCAUAUUGGAUUCAGCACGGAGGGCAUUGAGGCCAUGGGAUAUAAUCAGUGCAAUGAUCAAGUCGCAGGUGUUUGGUGGGAUUAUUGCGAUUGUGAGUUGUGCGUGGGGGGUUACGACUCUCGGGGGUGCGAAGGGUGUUGGUGAGUCAACAACCACAGCGGUGGUGAUCUCGCUUGUUAGCAUUUUCAUUGCUGAUUUUGCACUCUCAUAUUGGUUUUUUCAGGGUGCAGGGGACACGCUUAAGUAUACUAUGGGUUGAUUUUCAUUUUCUUUAUUGUUUUGUAUCUUUUAGCUUUGUAGUGUUAGAUCCGUGAUGUUACAAAUAGCAAGAUUUAAAUCAAGCAAGCAAAAGAAAAGGCUUUCUGAA